AUGUCUACAGCUUCUAAGCAAUCCCACGUUACCGUGUUCCUCAUUUAUCUGGUAUUUGUUUCGACUCUGGGGCCCCUUCAAUUCGGCUUUCAUCUGGCUGAGUUGAAUGCCCCACAAGCUGUCAUUACCUGCGAGAAGAAGAGCAUCACGUCGGUUUCGGCACGACUACCACAAUGUCUUCCGAUGAACGCAUCGCAAUUUGGGCUUGUCUCAUCUAUAUACACUCUUGGGGGCCUGGUUGGGGCUUUGGUAUCCGGGCCGUUAGCCACCCGGUCAGGUCGGCUGUUGGCUUUGAGGGCGACUACUAUUUUCUUCGUUUUGGGCUCGGUCGCUGAGGCAGCGUCUCCGAAUAUCGCUGUCUUGAGUAUUGGGAGAUUUCUCAGUGGUGUCGGAGCCGGAGCAUCGAUUGUGGUCGGCCCAAUCUACGUGUCCGAGAUCGCCCCGCCUUCGUCCAGAGGAUUCUUCGGUGCCUUCACUCAAGUCAUGACCAAUGUAGGAAUCUUGUUGACCCAGUCUCUUGGAUAUUUCUUCAGCAGAGACAAUCUAUGGAGAAUUAUUCUCGCUGUGGGUGCUGGUCUUGGCUUGGCUGAAUUUGUUGGCCUUCUUCUGGUGCCAGAGACUCCGUCUUGGCUGGCCGAACAUAGACACACUGAUAAGGCGCGGCAAGUUCUCCAACGUAUUCGAGGCAAAGAUGCGGACAUUGAAGAAGAAACUCAAAAUUGGAAGGUUGGAUUCCCUGAUGACAACGGAGUUGAUGAGGAGGAGUCUUUGCUGUCACAACAUACACACCAACCUUCGGCUCAACAACCACGAGUCACGAUACUGACCGUGGCCACUAACCCACAGUAUCGGCCUGCUAUUAUUGCAGUUGUCAUUGUCAUGCUUGCACAACAGUUUACUGGUGUCAAUAGUAUUAUCAUGUACAGUGUCUCGCUGCUCCAGACUACACUACCGACCGCAGCUCCGCUAUUAGCUGUCAUUAUCUCUGCUUUGAAUCUUGUCGUCACCCUUGUGUGUUCUCCUUUACCGGACAAGAUCGGUCGCAAGACCUGCCUUCUACUCAGUAUAGGUGGCAUGGGCUCAGCAUCAGUACUGCUGGCCAUUGGUAUUUCCAUCGGUCAGAAGAUAGUAUCCGCACUGGCAAGUCUGCUCUUUGUCGCUAGCUUUGCGGUCGGACUUGGCCCUGUACCCUUCAUCCUUGCCUCUGAACUUGUGGGUUCUGAGGCUGUGGGGGCCAUUCAAAGCUGGGCAUUGUCUGCCAACUGGAUUGCGACGUUUAUUGUCGCCCAAUUUUUCCCCAUUCUCAACGCGGCUCUUGGAAAAGGUCAGAUCUACUGGAUCUUUGCCGUCCUAGCCAGCGUUUUUAGUGUACUCAUUUAUCUCCGGGUUCCCGAGACAAAAGGUAAAUCCACGCCGGACGAGGUCUGGGGUCGGGUUGACGAACGACGGAUAGAUUAG
Messenger RNA from Talaromyces amestolkiae, 1458 nucleotides. RefSeq lists its product as uncharacterized. Lineage: Eukaryota; Fungi; Ascomycota; Eurotiomycetes; Eurotiales; Trichocomaceae. The record is from RefSeq and is a predicted model, not a curated record. Gene Ontology annotation, cellular component: membrane. The transcript is spliced from 2 exons. Gene Ontology annotation, molecular function: hexose transmembrane transporter activity. Gene Ontology annotation, biological process: monosaccharide transmembrane transport. Bases 1 to 1458 code for a protein of 485 amino acids.